Molecule: messenger RNA, 3890 nt
Organism: Empidonax traillii (willow flycatcher)
Lineage: Eukaryota; Metazoa; Chordata; Aves; Passeriformes; Tyrannidae
Gene: NOX4
Product: NADPH oxidase 4
Exons: 18
Coding region: 43-1791 (582 amino acids)
Biological process (GO): defense response; superoxide anion generation
Cellular component (GO): plasma membrane; NADPH oxidase complex
Molecular function (GO): superoxide-generating NAD(P)H oxidase activity
Source: RefSeq, a predicted model, not a curated record
GCCCCCCUAGCCGUCGGUGCUGCCCCACGGGCGUCCCGCACCAUGGCGCUGUCCUGGAGGAGCUGGCUGGCCAACGAGGGGAGCAAGCACCUCUUUCUGUUUUUCUGGCUCUCCCUCAAUGUAUGGCUCUUCUGGAAAACCUUCCUGCUCUAUUAUCAAGGGCUGCAGUAUUAUUAUUUGCAUCAGAUGUUAGGGCUAGGAUUGUGUGUUAGCAGAGCUUCAGCAUCUGUCCUCAAUCUCAACUGCUGCCUGGUCCUUCUACCAAUGUGCCGCGUUAUCUUGGCCUUCCUGCGGGGAUCUCAGAAGGUUGCCAGCAAGAAAACCAGAAGGCUGCUAGACAAAAGUAAAACUUUCCAUGUGACAUGUGGUGUUACAAUAUGCAUCUUUUCAGUCUUACAUGUUGCUGCUCAUCUGGUGAAUGCUCUUAACUUCUCUGAGAACUACAAUGAAGAAUUUCUGGCCAUAAAUGCAGCAAACUAUCGUGGUGAGGACCCAAGGAAACUACUUUUUGCAACUGUUCCAGGUCUGACUGGAGUCAUUAUGGUGUUAGUAUUAUUCCUAAUGUGUACAGCUUCCACGUUUGCCAUCAGGGUUUCAAACUAUGACAUCUUCUGGUAUACACACAACCUUUUCUUUGUCUUCUAUAUGCUGCUGAUGCUGCAUGUUUCUGGGGGAGUGCUCAAGUACCAGACCAACUUACAGGAACACCCUCCUGGUUGCUUUAAUCCUAACAAAACGUCCCGACAGAAUCUGACUGAGCCAAAGGCUUUUGAAGAGCUGUUUCCUGACUAUACUACUGAGCCUUUCCCAGAGGACUUACCAGUACCGGAACCUUUUGUACAAAAUCACUUUAUGAGAAUUUGUUCCGAGGAACCCAAGUUCCAGUCACACUUCCCAGAGACCUGGUUUUGGAUUUCUGGACCUCUGUGCUUGUACUGUGUGGAAAGGCUAUACCGCUACAUCCGCAGCAAUAAACCAGUCACCAUAACUUCGGUAAUAAGCCAUCCCUCCAACGUCCUUGAAGUAAGGAUGGUGAAAGAUGACUUUGAAGCAAGGCCUGGUCAGUAUGUCAUUCUACACUGUCCAAGAGUGUCUGCCCUGGAAAGCCAUCCAUUCACCCUUACAAUGUGCCCUACAGAUACCAAAGCAACGUUUGGGGUCCACGUAAAAAUAGUAGGAGACUGGACAGAAAGAUUUCGGGAUUUACUGCUUCUACAUUCAAAUCAAGAUACAGAGAUUCUGCCCAUCUUUCAGCAGAGACGCUAUCCCAAACUUUAUGUGGAUGGACCUUUUGGAAGUCCCUUUGAGGAAGCCCUGAACUACGAGGUCAGUCUCUGCGUGGCUGGAGGUAUUGGAGUUACACCAUUUGCAUCAGUACUCAACACACUGCUGGAUGGCUGGAAAUGCUACAAGCUCAGAAGACUCUACUUCAUUUGGGUGUGCAGGGACAUUGAGUCUUUUCGCUGGUUUGCAGAUCUGCUCUGUAUGUUGCAUAACAAGCUUUGGCAGGAGAAUCGGCCAGACUAUAUAAAUAUCCAGCUGUACCUCAGUCAAACAGAUGGAAUACAGAAAAUAAUUGGUGAAAAAUAUCAAGCUUUAAACUCCAGGCUUUUGAUUGGACGACCCCAGUGGAAACUCCUGUUUGAUGACAUAGCAAAGUGUAACAGGCGGAAGACCAUUGGAGUUUUCUGUUGUGGACCAAACAAAAUCUCUAAGAUACUUCAUAAACUGAGCAACAGCAGCAACUCUUAUGGGACAAGGUUUGAGUACAAUAAAGAAUCCUUCAGCUGAAAGUCUGUUGGAAUAACAAGACUCUCUGGAAGAUAAAAGUGCAAUUUUUUUGUUUUGUACAACUUAGAAGUUCAUCUGUGGUUUAAACAGACAGAAAUAUACCAAAGCAUAGCACAGAUGUUUUUAUUUAUGAUUAUUUAAGACUGUGGAUGCAGCAGUAUACCAACAAAUAAUCAGUGCUUAUACUCAAAUGCGCUCACACAAUAUUUGUGGCAGGAGUGAUCUUUGGAAUUGUUUCUGUUAAUUAAAAAGAACAGAAGCUGGGGAGAGACGCAAUUGUUUUGAAAGCUGAUGGAAGAAGAAUCUGUGGAACCUUUACACUUCCUCCACUUCAGUCCUCUGAAGCUGGAUCAGCAAACCAAACCCCAGGUUUAUUCAAAUGACAAAAUAUAGUGUAUUACAAAGACUCUUGCUUUUGUUGGUGUUAAAAUCUCAUGGCUUUGGGGUGAAAACACUCCAUAUUAAAGAUUUUAUUAUACAUUGCAGAACUGGGAUUCUAUAUUUAAAAUAUAGUGUUACUCUCACUAGUCUACUUCUGUAAUGAAGUUAACCUAAGGAAACAUGAGCAUAACUGUGUAGCACCAGUGGGCAGCCUUCACUGUGAUGUCAGUCAUAGCCUUUUGGCAAGCAAGCAGCUAUACAUGGAGAAGUCUCUAUCUUGCAUCAAUUCAGCAUUCAGUGGGUUUGCAGAGUAUGUAUGAUUUAUGAACCAAGAAAGUGAUGAACACAAGCAAACAGGAUCUCAAGUUUUAUUAUACCACCCAAUGUGGAAGUUUCACUCACUCUGCAUUCACAUGCCCUGAAUGGCAAAUACCUAAGGUAUUCAGAUGCUCUUACUGAUUAUUUUACAACACAGCAGGUUGAAAUCCAGUUUUAGACGUCCCAGUAUGUUUGGUUGACUGUGAUCCUUUGAGUACUUUCCUUGGAGCCAUCUUUGUUUGUCCUGAUGUCACUAAAAGCAGGAUGAGAUGACAUCUAUGUCAGAGUAAGAAUUAAGUCCUCAGCACUGUGGCUUCUUGAAUGGUGUGUGCAGAUAGAAACCUUACAGGAGCUGCAGUAUGCUUUCAGUGCACUCCAAAGGGGAAAAUCUGAAACAUCCAAAUUUAAGCUCUCCUUCCCUUCUCCUUUCCACAGCUUUUUUUCUGCUCAUAAUUGCCAUGGAAGGGCUAAAGGAUGAAACAGGCACUUUAUAGCUUUUUGAUUCUGAGGAGCACCUUUUUUUAAAUCCAUCCAAUAGCCCAUCCAACUUUCUUUAUUUCUUCUUUUCUCCUUUUCCUUAUUUUGCUGAGAAGAAGGCAUUUAAGCAGGAGUCAGACACUUAGCUGCCAUAAAUAGUCACCACUUUAGUGCCUCUUAAUAGAGCAUCAUCACUAACAUGCUUAAAACCUUCCCCUUAAUCUCCAGCAGAAGUCUGGGAGCAGUACCAUGUAUGUUUCCAGCAUACACAGGUGAAGGAUGGCUCUGGAAGUCUUAUGCCUGUGGUUCACCUGUAUUUAGCACAGUGCAUUUGAUUUCAUUUACAUCUUUCCAAAGACAACCCUUUUUAUUUUAGUGGAAAAGACAUUAAAUUUUCACUCACAACACACACUGUUCAGGAGUUUGCAGGUAUCAGUAUAAUGUUUAGAGAGAAGCAUUUUUCUAGUAGGUGAUGUAUAGGCAUGUUGUAUGUGCAACUAGUGAGGAUGAGUUGGGUCUUUGCCUUGGCAGCUUCUGCGAAGGAGUUGCACUCAGUGAGCAUCAGGGUGAAGGUGCAUCAGUGAAGCCACAUUGGAAUGUUUUCUCAGUGUCUGGACUUGCAACUGGAGUUUUUACCUCUGGCUCUGCCCAAUUUGAAAUUCAGGGAGGAAGGAAAGAACAGAGAUGGAUGAAUUCCUGCUGAUGAGAAUUUUCAAAGUAGCCCAGAUGAGAGAAACCAGAAUAGAAAUGCAAUGUGAGAUGGGAGCCUACAUUACAGCUACUAAUUUUAAUUAUUUUUCUUUUUGAGGCUGGGAGGACCAUUAUUUUCCUAUUGGAUCUCACUCACCCAUCACUGUAAAACUAGAGGUAUGCAGCAAAGGAUUAGACUCUUUUUAAUCAGUAAGAUUUAUUUUUAAUUCUAC